GUUGAAUCAACACUGCUGACACACAGGCUACUUUCACAGUCUGCACUGACAAGCAGUGGCGCUUUGCAUUCAUAGUCUCUGGGUUGGAAAACUCCUGCAACCUGGGGGGACAUUUUUAAUCGUUGUUCCUGUCCGGGUGAUCUGUGUGAAGAUUUAGCAGCAGUCAGUAAGCCUCUCGGAGAGGCUUCUUCUCAUCCUUAUCAUCCUCAUCAACUACAUUGCCAUGAUAAUAAGCAUUGCCCUGAUCUGGGCAGUAGUGGUUGGAUUCUGUUAUCUUUUAUGGCUUGCUAUGGGGAUACGACACAGGCAACCAGGUGAGCCUGCAGUUGAGAACGGGUUUAUCCCCUACCUCGGUUGUGCUCUGCAGUUCGGGGCCAAUCCACUUCAAUUCCUACGCAGCCGGCAGAAGAAGUAUGGUCAUAUUUUCACCUGCAAGAUCGCAGGCCAGUACAUCCACUUUCUGUGUGAUCCAUUUUCCUACCAUUCAGUCAUCAGACAGGGGAGACACCUGGAUUGGAGGAAGUUCCACUUUGCUACGUCUGUCAAGGCAUUUGGCCAUGACAGCUUUGACCCUCGCCAUGGGCACACCACAGAGAACCUUCACCAAACCUUUCUAAAGACCUUGCAGGGUGAGGCUUUGCCCUCCCUCAUAGAGUCUAUGAUGGGCCACCUACAGGACGUCAUGCUGAGGUCAGAUACACUCAGCCCCAGCAAGGACCACUGGGAGACGGAUGGCAUCUUUGCCUUCUGCUACAAGGUGAUGUUUGAGUCUGGCUACCUGACCCUGUUUGGUAAAGAGCUUGGUGAAGACAAACGGCAGGCUAGGGAGGCGGCUCAGAAAGCCUUGGUGCUAAACGCUUUAGAGAACUUCAAAGAGUUUGACAAGAUAUUCCCGGCAUUGGUGGCUGGCCUGCCCAUCCAUGUCUUCAAGAGUGCUUACAGUGCUAGAGAGAAUCUAGCAAAAACCAUGCAUGCUGAAAACCUUUCCAAGAGGGAAAACAUGUCUGAUCUGAUCUCUAUGAGGAUGAUCCUGAACGACUCCUUGUCUACCUUCAAUGACUUGAGCAAAGCCAGGACGCAUGUUGCUCUGCUCUGGGCUUCGCAGGCUAACACCCUUCCCGCUACCUUCUGGAGUCUCUUUUAUAUGAUCAGGAGCCCAGAUGCUAUGAAAGCAGCUCGUGAGGAAGUACAGAAACUUCUGGAGGGUUCAGGGCAGGUGGCUGACCUGAGCAACCCUUCACUGAAUCUGACAAGGGAGCAGCUGGACAGCAUGCCUGUUAUGGACAGCAUCAUUAAAGAAGCCAUGCGUCUUUCAAGUGCUUCAAUGAAUGUACGCGUUGCCAAGGAGGACUUCCUGCUUCACCUUGACAACCAAGAAGCUUACCGUAUCAGGAAAGAUGACGUCAUUGCACUAUAUCCUCCUAUGCUGCACUUCGAUCCAGAAAUCUAUGAGGACCCCCAUGAGUACAAGUUUGACCGUUUCCUGGAUGAGAAGGGUCAAGAGAAACCGGCAUUUUACCGCAAUGGGCGACGUCUGCGUUACUUUAACAUGCCCUUCGGCUCGGGGGUCACCAAAUGCCCCGGCAGAUUUUUUGCUCUCUAUGAGAUCAAGCAGUUUCUGACUCUGGUGUUAUCCUACUUUGACAUGAAACUAUUGGACCCUGCUAUCAAAGUCCCACCUCUUGACCAAUCCCGUGCUGGUCUGGGAAUCCUUCAGCCUACCUAUGAUGUGGACUUUAAGUACAGGCUGAAAUCAAACCACUAGGCUCCCUGCAGGUAGAGGCAUUACAGUUCAUGUUGUACAUAUGUAUAUUUAACAGUGUUAAUAAAGAUGAUUUGAUGUGUAUAUAGAUAUUCUGUUGGGACACACACUUUCUGUCUCUGUUAGAAAUCUUGCAUGUCAGAGUAAAGUACUUACAUUUUAAAUUCCUGAGGACUUCUGAGGCGUGUUCUCACCAACAAGUACAAAUAUUUGCUUAAUGAAUGCAAACUCAUUUCAAGAAGCUACAAGUUUUCGAUUGAGGUUUACAGAAUGGAAUGUUCUGAGAAAUCAGUAAAGUAUGUUGUACAUAACUUUUACUCAAUAGGCUUAACAUGCAAAAACAUUGUUGCUCCAUUUAUCCCACAUUUCUAUGGUUUUGAAAUACUGACACUGUGUGGAAUUCACUAUCACAACGUUUUCUUUGCUGUGGAUUCAUUAUAUCUUGUGGAGCAGUCAGUGUGAACACAUCAGUAAAUUACUUUGAUACGUCACACCAGCCAAUGUAUUCUGCGGUGUGACAUUGCUGAGUGCAGCAUGCCCAUGAUCAUGACCAACUUUUUUUUAUCAAUGAAUGUAUUACUGUAAUCAGUAGCCUAUCAUUUACUGUCUUUGAAGUAGAAGAUUGCACCAACUUUGGAGUUUGCUCUCUGCCAUGCUGCCUCACUCUCACACAGUGCUGUUUGCGUCUGAUUCUUCUGAAGGUUGUUCACAGAACAAAGCUGCACCCCACAUGCAUGUGUUGAUGUGUUCAUGCUGUACGAACAGAAAAUAAAUCAAUAGAGUGCUACGCUUGUUUGCUUUAGAUGUUCACAUGUCAGUGCAAAUACAUCAUAAAAGCUUUCUCAUA
Molecule: messenger RNA, 2609 nt
Organism: Pungitius pungitius (ninespine stickleback)
Lineage: Eukaryota; Metazoa; Chordata; Actinopteri; Perciformes; Gasterosteidae
Gene: cyp7a1
Product: cytochrome P450 7A1
Exons: 8
Coding region: 224-1765 (513 amino acids)
Biological process (GO): bile acid biosynthetic process; cholesterol homeostasis
Molecular function (GO): iron ion binding; heme binding; steroid hydroxylase activity
Source: RefSeq, a predicted model, not a curated record